AUUUCCUAUAAUAAUUUGGAAGAAUGCAUUGUUAAUAAAUGCUCUUCAACCCAUGUAUCAAUAGGAAUUUCCUGUAAUUCUUGCUCAAAUUCAUUUAAAAUUCAUGCGGAGAAAUCCAUUGAUGAGUUCCUAAUAAUAAUUAUUGAUCUCGAACAGAAUAUCUCUGAUGAACUAUUAUAUUUAGUUAGUAUAAAUAUUUGGCAGAUGAAAUAUCUGCAUAAGUACCCGUAUAUAUCAGCACGGUGCAAACGUCGCUGCUACCUUGUGUCCUUGUAAGGAAUAAAUCGAAAAGAAAAAUGAAAUUCGACUUAAUCUUCUGUGUGGUCUUGUCCCUGCUGAGAUUUUCUGGAGCACAAGAAACUGGUGGGAACAUCUGGGAUAUGCUGAUCAAUGGCGAUUCCAUUAAUUACAUAAAAAGCCUUCAAAAAGCUCCUUAUUACGUACCACCAAGACCCGUUGCGUCAUCAUCGAGCGUAGGAUUUUCAGUAGGAGGAGGUGGAUCAAUUGCACCCUUUGCCAUACUCAAACCAAAAGCAGAGAUCCUGAAGCUGAUAGAAAGCUUCAUUAGGCUUCAGGGCGAGGUUGGUUCCAGAUUAUAUGCCUUAGUUGUGGAUAACUGGGAGCUAAUUAGGUAUCUGUCCAAUACGGUCAUUAAUAAUAUAGGAUACCUCCAAUCUUUCACUGUGAAUGGAAUAAUAACACUUAGGAAAAUUUUGGAAUUUGCCAAUAGGUUGUUCGCAUCUUGGGAAAUAACAGUUCCGAAUGUAAGUGUUGAUUUCUCCACAUUGUUGAGAGAAUCCAAUUUCUUCGACGAAUUCUCGUGAAGAUGAUGUACCUAAAUAUUGUAUCGAAUCAGUGUUGUAUAUUGUAUAUUUCAAAUUGAUAGUGCCCUACAUGCAGUUUCAUUUCAAUACCUGAAAAAUUACACAAAAAAUCGUCAAUUGACAUAAUAUCAAACCUGUGAGUUCAUUAUCAGCCUAUAUUCUGAGAGAGACCAAAAAUUGUUCUUUUUCGGUUAAACCCUAUAUUGUUUUGUCUGAUUCGUUAUUUGGAUCACCAAUUAUAGUUUUUUUCUAUCUGGGAAACUGCUAUUCAUGACUGGAUGCUAAAUCUUGUAUUUAUUUCAUAUAUAUCAUUUUGUCAUUUUGUGUUAGUAUGAAUAAUUUUUUGUAGAAAAGUGGACGUAGAAAGUGUUUUUUUUCAUACUUGACAAAUUGACGCUUCUUUCACGAAUUGAUUUUUCAAAUUUUGUUCAAGAUAAUUCAGAGAAAAAAUUUCUAUGUUUUCUAUAAUGCG
Coccinella septempunctata (seven-spotted ladybird) is the source of this 1296-nucleotide messenger RNA. RefSeq lists its product as uncharacterized. The record is from RefSeq and is a predicted model, not a curated record. Bases 297 to 824 code for a protein of 175 amino acids. NCBI's taxonomy places the organism in Eukaryota, Metazoa, Arthropoda, Insecta, Coleoptera, Coccinellidae. The transcript has 2 exons.